Messenger RNA from Kluyveromyces lactis, 936 nucleotides. RefSeq lists its product as uncharacterized. NCBI's taxonomy places the organism in Eukaryota, Fungi, Ascomycota, Saccharomycetes, Saccharomycetales, Saccharomycetaceae. The transcript has a single exon. The record is from RefSeq and is a predicted model, not a curated record. The coding region runs from base 1 to 936 and encodes 311 amino acids.
AUGACAAAAUUAGUCGCUUGUGCCGAAAGAAAAAGAGAUAGACUUAAGAGAGCGUUACAUGAGUCUAACGAAAAGUUAGCUUCUAAAUUACACCAAUUGAAGCUCCGACUCAGCAGGGAGGACAAAAAUAAUUUCGCCAAAGUAUUAACUACACGAUACUCAACGCAUACAAUUAACGAUGAUCAAUUCAAUACAAAACCUGGCGAUUUUGAGCAAUCUUCCGUUUUAUUUCGUGACAAAAAACCUAAGAAACGUAUGCUCCAUUGGUUUCUUGACUUCAAAACGAGAACAAAUAAUGGGGUGCUCUCGAAUGACAAGGCGACCGUAAAUGGUAAUCUGAAGGCUCAAGUAUAUGAUGCAGUGAUGUAUGAUGGUACAUUAGUUAUUGAAAAUCAAUCCAAUCCCAUACCCCAAUUCGUUGAGCCAAUUCCGUGGGACAUAUCCAUGAAGAGAGAGACAAUUACGAAUUGUGACCCCGCUUCCAUAGUUGAAUCAUCUUCAAUAUACUCUCAACGAGAUGUUUAUUUGACUGAAAAAUCACUUCUUUCUGUCGGAAGACUUUCAGCAUGUAUCGGCAAGCCCCAUACGUUUUCUGGUUUUCUUACAACAGCUGAUCGUUCGAUUAGUGAUGUUCUACAAACGAAUGACGAACACAUUUUGCCGACUAACAUCACGAUUACGGAAGAAGAAUGGUUAGCCAACAUAAGAUGCUCGAACUCUGACCCACUUAUUACAUCAUCAUUUAUUAGUGAGUUGAAAGAGAACACUCACAUGCUGAAAACGGUAAACUGUAAUUCACAUCGUCCGGUACUUAAAGAUAUUAUUCAUGACAGUGAAACAUAUUCGAAAUAUUCAACUAAUAGUAACGAUUAUCAAAUAAGCAUGACCAAUAUUCAACUUGAAAAGGAUAACAAUAACAGGUUGCUAGAUUACUGA